AUGGCGUACCACUUAAUUGAAAACUUACUAAUUAAACGUUUUGAUAAUCCGAAAUGUACUUUGAAACUGUUGUGAUUACAACCGGCGUGCUUUUACAGAAACCGUCUGCAUCCGACAAGAUGAAUCAGUGCGGACAACAAGCUAUGGUUCCGGCACAGGCCGCAGCGCGUGAGCCGUCGGUUUUCGAGCGCAUCUUCUCGUUGGAAGGGGAUCAGGGCAUUACGAUGGCGGAGUUGGAGGAUCUGCAGCGGCAAUUGGAGGAGCUUCGCCGCACCCGACCGCUGACGGAAACGGAGCUGGAGUGCGUCCGCUACUGGCUGAAUGAACACGGGAUGCGCAUCCGGAGCCUGGAGAGUGGCCUUACCAUUGCGGUGCGCCAAUUUCACCGGGAGCUGCAGCGCGUGCCGUUGUUUACGCAGCAGGUGAUCCAAGAGCUCGGCGUCGUCCAGGAACGGCUGGAAGGCAUCCAGAAAGCCAAUAAGCAACUGAGUGAAGCUCACGACGAGGUUAAUAAACGGCUGGAGCGCAUGGAAGAGGACAUCCGCGUAAUGAAGCUGGACAUUCAAGGAUUCAAGGAUGACCUGCGCGGGAUAAAGGUGGACUUGGGCGGAAUAAAAAAUGGAGUGAAAGAGGUGAAAAAUGACAUUUCUGGGAUAAAGACUGAGUUCCGGCAGGACGUCGCCGAUGUAAAGAAGGAUAUUGCCGACAUGAAGAAGGACAUCGAGGACUUCAAGCAGGAGAUGAAAAAGGACAUCCAGGACUUCAAGCAGGAGAUGAAAAAGGACAUCCAGGACUUCAAGCAAGAGAUGAAGAAGGACAUCGCGGACUUCAAGCAGGACAUCAUGGCGGAGAUGAAGGUCAUCAACGAUAAGCUCACGAAGGCCCUCGCGUACCGUCCAUGCUACGAUCGAAUGCUUACUACAGUCGUUUCACACCUCGGAAGCGCCUUGAACAUGACUCAGCAGCAGUUCGAUAGUAUUGCUGCGGAGCUGACAACCAUCUCCAACGAGAUGGAUGUGGACAUGUGAGCCUUCCCCGCGCCACCGACUGUUUUAUUUUUAUUACGUUUUUUGGUACUUCGUGUACAUUUUUCAGUCGGCGGCGGCGUACAGUUGCGGGUCAAAUUUUUUGGCUUAUGAUUUUUUGACUGUUGAUUUUUCUUGUAAGUAUUACGAAAAAUUUGGGUUAUUUUGCAUUUGAAUGCCGCUGGAAUGUGAAAAUCUGCUGCAGUACUGUAGCGUUGUUUUUGUUGUUUUUUGGUGGAUAACUGCUUUGCUUCGUGAAAUUGUUGGCUUGCAUUUUGCGUUGCAAGCACAUUUGGCGCGCGUGUUUUCUCUAAAGGUGUUCAGCUGUUUUUGCCAUGGC
Messenger RNA from Paramacrobiotus metropolitanus, 1365 nucleotides. RefSeq names its product rho GTPase-activating protein gacN-like. Bases 54 to 1028 code for a protein of 324 amino acids. Lineage: Eukaryota; Metazoa; Tardigrada; Eutardigrada; Parachela; Macrobiotidae. The record is from RefSeq and is a predicted model, not a curated record. The transcript is spliced from 2 exons.